Myripristis murdjan (pinecone soldierfish) is the source of this 3198-nucleotide messenger RNA. It is a transcript of the gene pals1b, whose product is annotated as protein associated with LIN7 1, MAGUK p55 family member b. Bases 341 to 2326 code for a protein of 661 amino acids. NCBI's taxonomy places the organism in Eukaryota, Metazoa, Chordata, Actinopteri, Holocentriformes, Holocentridae. Gene Ontology annotation, molecular function: protein binding. The record is from RefSeq and is a predicted model, not a curated record. The transcript has 14 exons.
GCUUAGAGGUGUCCCGACGGUCCCUUGUCCCAACAUAGUGAGGCUAAACACGGUCAUGUGAAGACGAAGGAAACCGCUAUGCUCCUCAAGAGAAUCCGGUUUGUGAAUUCAUAACAUAUUUUGGAGACGUUGGACACUAUAGGAAUACUUCCUCCUCCUCCAAGUCCGGUCAACUCUCUGUGAAGUGGAAAACAGAUCACAAAGAGCAAAAAGGAUUACAUCUUCUGCUGGUGUGCUAUGGCCUCUGACCUAAGGAGUCCCUGCACAAGUCCCUUAUAGCUGCUUGAACACAUCUCGAUACACACUGGGGUGGGUUGAGCUGUACGUUGCUGCAGCAGGGAUGAUCACAUCCCACAUGAAUGGCUAUGUGCAAGAGGACUCUGGUCUGGGCAUUUGUUCAGGCCUAGGCCAGAUGAAGGCCCACAGGGAGAGGGCGGUGGACUGUCCUGGGGAGGAAAGCAGCCUUGUAAAAGCCCCACGCUGCAGUGCCCAGAUGGAGAGGAUCCAGCACUAUCAAGAGGAGCUGAGGAAGAAGAGGGAGGAGGAGGCCAGGGCAAAGCAUGACAUCAAUCCCAACACCUCGCUAAGGCUCAAGAAGCUGGCACAGAACCCCAAGGUGGGCAUUGACAACCCCACCUUUGAGGGGAAGGAGAAGGCUGCAGCAACCAAAGAUACCCACACCAAGGAUCCUGUAUCUGAACUGGAGGAAUUUGUGCAGGCGCUGAAGUGGGUGCAACGCUGCCUGACUGAUGCACAGAGUCAGCAGGAUGUGGAGCUUGUGCUGCAGCUCCUGGUUAGGGAAGACUUCAGGAAUGCCUACACCAUCCACAGUGCUGUGGCCCAGCAGAUGAGCCGAGUCAGCCCCACCUCACCCCUCACAGCACAGGCGCUGGGCCUCUGCCAAGAGGUACAGAAGAUUCUCCAGUCCAGCCAACAGAAGGAGGGCUUGGAGCUAAGUGCUUUGCUGACCAAUCCUCAUCUUCAGGCCCUGAUGCAGGCUCAUGACAGCGUGGCAGUGCAGGAAAUGGCCGAGAUGGAGAAUGUGAGCCAGUACCUGGGAGAGACGGUUAAGCUGGUGCGGCUGGAGAAAGCUCGUGACACUCCACUGGGUGCGACGGUGCGAAACGACAUGGACAGUGUGGUGGUGAGUCGCGUGGUGAAAGGCGGGGCAGCAGAGCGGAGUGGCCUCCUCACUGAGGGAGACGAGAUCCUGGAGAUCAACGGGAUUCCUGUCCGUGGGAAACACGUCAACGACGUCCACGACUUACUGCAACAAAUGCAUGGCACCUUGACCUUCCUCCUCAUCCCAAGCUCUCAGACUAAACCUCCCCCACACAGACAGACUGUGAUGCAUGUGCGAGCCUACUUUGACUAUGACCCGUCUGAUGACCCCUUCGUGCCGUGUCGGGAGCUGGGCCUGUCCUUCCAGAAGGGAGACAUCCUCCAUGUCAUCAGCCAGGACGACCCCAGCUGGUGGCAGGCCUACAGGGACGGGGACGAGGACAACCAGCCGCUCGCUGGACUCAUUCCAGGGAAGAGCUUCCAACAACAAAGAGAGACCUUGAAGAGAACUAUGACAGACAGGAGUCGGGAGCACCAAGGGAAGCUUUGGUAUGUAAAGAAGAACAAGAAACAGAGGAAGAAGAACGUGCAUAACUUUAACAAAAAUACUGACUAUGACGACAUCCUGACCUAUGAGGAGAUGGCCCUCUACCACCAGCCAGCCAAUCGCAAACGUCCCAUUGCUCUGAUCUGUCCUCCAAACAGCGGACAGGACGAGCUGCGUCGGAGGCUGCUGUCUGCUGAGCCGGACAAGUUUGCCGGUGCUGUGCCACACACAACCAGGAACCCAAGGAUACAUGAGCGCAACGGGCGAGAGUACCAUUUUGUGAGCCGGGCUGCCUUCGAAGCCGACCUUGCAGCAGGGAAGUUCAUCGAGUCAGGAGAAUAUGAGAAGAACCUGUACGGCACCAGCACUGAUUCAGUCCGACACAUCAUCAACUCCGGACGCAUCUGUGUGCUCUGCCUGCACACCAGGUCACUGCGGGUGCUGAGAUCCUCCAACCUCAAGCCCUAUGUCAUCUUCAUCGCUCCUCCUUCUCAGGAACGACUACGCACCCUGCUGGCCUCAGAGGGAAAGACACCAAAGCCUGAGGAGCUGAAAGAGGUCAUUGAAAAGGCCCGAGACAUGGAGCAGAAUUUCGGCCACCUCUUUGAUGCAGUCAUCGUGAAUUUGGAUCCUGAUUCAGCUUUCUACGAUCUGCGCCGGCUGAUAGAGAAGCUGGACACUGAGCCACAGUGGGUGCCCACCUCCUGGCUGUGCUAGAAGCCAGAGGCACUCACCCUGGGGAGCCAGAGGGCGGGACGAGGGAAAUAAAGAACAAAUCAAGAGUUCCUGGAGGGAUGGACAAUGGUAACUUGUCACUGGAGUUUCACUCGCACUAAAUGGGGUCAUUCUCCUCAUUUCUAGAGGUGAUCUCACAUGUUGCAGGGAUGGACUCAAGUUUCCUAUAUUUCUUGUUGGUGUUUGUCUUUGUGGGUAUUUUUUUUCUUUGUUUUAUGAAGGUUCUUAUUCUUGUUAUUGUUUUAUGCAAAGUCAUUUAUCAAAACAAUUAGACAGCAUUUCUAUCCUAAUAAUAGUUAUUUAUAAUUGUAAAUAUGUAUUUUCUAGACACAAAGGUAAAAUAUUCUAUUACGUUUUGUGAGCAUGAUACACAAAACAAUACAUUCAACAGCGAGAGUAUAUCUCAGUUUUCAGAUAGUUUACUGAUGACGCAAUAAAGCAAGAGCCCUUUUGAGCAACGACCAAAAAAGUUGCUCCUGUGUUGAAAGUGGCUGCAAUGUCUUCCAUUCAGAGACACCAAAGAGAAAUCUUGCUGUAAUCUGCAGUGUUUUGAGGCACUUCACACACACCAAUUUCAGUAUUAUUUUGUGCUGUCUCACAUUGCUACAGUUCUGCUGUAAUAACAAGGUACCUCAAAGCUUUGGUUUGUUUCUGUCUUUAAUUAGAUUCAGAACUUAAAAAAAGACAGCAGCAGUGAGGUUGUGUCUGUUUUUUUCCAUUGUAUGGAGAGGGCAUAUCAAUCAUAUCAUUUUGAAUAAUCUAUUCCAACUCAUACUGUUACUUCAAUGGGUUCUUAUUAAUUCAUAUGCACCAAUCUGGAAAAACAGUGUUAAUAAAAUCUGAUACUCGAUUAA